Molecule: messenger RNA, 732 nt
Organism: Cuscuta campestris
Lineage: Eukaryota; Viridiplantae; Streptophyta; Magnoliopsida; Solanales; Convolvulaceae
Source: the annotation of a GenBank genome assembly
GUAUGAAGCUACGCCGACAUCUCCUAUUAUCGCAGGUGCAGGCAUUUUAGAGGGCAAUGACAAUUUGGAUGUCGGGAGUAGUUUUAUGAUGGAUUGCCCUGUACAGUUGAGCAAAGGAGGUAUGACAUGCUUUGUGCAAAGUUCCAAGAAUUGGCCCAGAUUGCAGCUGAUGAUGAGAAACGCACAAAAGAUAUUGUGGCUUGGAUCGAUAAAGAACUGCUUAUCCCAUCUCUGAGAAAGGCAAGUGACGAACGUAUUCCCAAGAACAUGGAAUUGGACAAAAAUCUCACCAAAGCUAUAUUGGACCCUACUUAUUUGAAACAAAAAGGGGCCCCCAAGAAAAAUAGGCUAAAAUCUGUUUUCGAGACAAAAAACAAGAAAAGAAAGCAAGACAAGAAGAUUCGAGAUGAUCACGGUAGGAAAAAAAGUAGUGAACAACGUAAGGUGAACAAGAGCAAGCGGGGAAACCCAGAACAGCCAUCCACAACCCUCUUUACAAGCGUUGGUGACAUAGGUUGUGAAAAUAUGCCUACGUGGGAUUGGCCGGGAGAAGAUGGUGUCUAUGACCUAACUUGCCCAAAUCUUGAUCUCAGGCUAUGAAUCUGUAGAUGUCCCAUCUUUUUUUGUUAAUAUUUUGCAAUGCAUUUGCUCACACAUUUUUUGGUAAGUAUCACUAUGUAAUAUUUUGUAUUCACUACUUACAGAUGAUGUAAAUAAACAUAUUUUGUGGGU